This is a messenger RNA of Lolium perenne, 729 nucleotides long. Its product is annotated as syntaxin-21-like. Gene Ontology annotation, biological process: vesicle-mediated transport; intracellular protein transport; vesicle fusion. Lineage: Eukaryota; Viridiplantae; Streptophyta; Magnoliopsida; Poales; Poaceae. Gene Ontology annotation, molecular function: SNARE binding; SNAP receptor activity. The record is from RefSeq and is a predicted model, not a curated record. Gene Ontology annotation, cellular component: SNARE complex; membrane; endomembrane system.
AUGAGCUUCCAGGAUCUGGAGGCGGGCGCCCUGCGGCGGCCGCCGCUGCAGCUGCCGCAGGUGGUCGCGCACGCCGUGUUCCAGAUCAACACCAAGGUGGCGGCGCUGCGGCACCUGGGCGACGCGCUCGGCACGCCCAAGGACACGCCCGCCCUCCGUAGCCGCCUCCGCGUGACGCGAGCGGAGGCCGCGCGGCUGGCGAAAAUCACGUCGCGGAAGCUUAACCAAAACGCCGACGACAGUGCCGACGCCACCGAAAGGAUAGCCCCCGACUCCAAGUCGAAGCUGGCCACGGAUUUCGAGGCGGCCCUCAGGGAUUUCCAGCAAGUUCUGCACCGCAUCGUCGCAGUCGAGCGGCCGAUAAUCUCUGCUCAUGCAGCCGCCGCUGCAUUGACUGUGGAAACACAGCAGCAGCUUCUGGCAACUGGAAUGGAAGACCAUGAAGCCAUCCUCAUCGAGAGGGAACUGGGGAUACUGGAGGCACAGCACGUGAUCACCGAUAUCGACGACAUGCUGAGAAAUCUAGCGACGCUGGUGGACGAACAAGACGGCAGCGUCGAUCACGUCAUGUGUGACAUCCAGAAGAUCGCGGCGGAACAAGAGAUCUCGGGGAUGGUGGAGACUCCGGCGACAAGAUCGUCGGAAAGAUGCUUGAUGGCCUUUGUCCUUGGUCUCUUCCUCUUCAUCUUCGUUCUGGUAUUGUAUGGCAUAUCCUUCAUCAGUUCCUAA